Scomber japonicus (chub mackerel) is the source of this 3925-nucleotide messenger RNA. RefSeq names its product MMS22-like, DNA repair protein (gene mms22l). The record is from RefSeq and is a predicted model, not a curated record. Lineage: Eukaryota; Metazoa; Chordata; Actinopteri; Scombriformes; Scombridae. Gene Ontology annotation, biological process: replication fork processing; double-strand break repair via homologous recombination. The coding region runs from base 1 to 3696 and encodes 1231 amino acids. Gene Ontology annotation, cellular component: nuclear replication fork. The transcript has 25 exons.
AUGGCAGACGACUUCAGCCAGUCCCUCACCCCACCAGUUUCCCCCUUUGCAUCAGACAGCUUGUGUGAACUGACACCAGCCCAACCACCGUAUUUCUGCUGCUCUGAAACAAAGGAUGAUCCAGCUGGAGCACUAUCAGCAGAGUCAUACACUGCUAGAGGCUCCCUGAAACGGUUGCUGUUGCGUCUUGAUCCGGCCCCUGCAGAGUAUGAGACAGACACAGUGGAGCUCUUUGGCUUUCCGUGGGUAACAGAGACGGCACUGGUGGAAUCUACAAAGCUUCUCUUUGGUCUAUUCAGACAAAAGAUUUACAGGCUGGAGACCUUAGUACAGUCCGGCUCACAUGACUUUGGUCAGGCAGGCAACCUCCACUAUGAAGCAGAGGAGCUCAGGCAACAGUGCGUUUCCUUUCUUCAGUAUGUGAAAGUCUUCCUGCACAGAUACCUCAAAGCUUCCAGCACUCUGGAUGCAGAUCCAUCACACCCCUAUGAGGAGUUGGAGGGUCAGCUCCCCUCUGCUCUUCUGGAGGAGCUGUUUGGCAUCACUCUCCUCACAGGACGACUCAAAGACCUUCCUGCCAACAUUCAGAGUGCCUUCACUAUACAGAACCAGGGAAAGAUUUUUCCUCCUUCUUGGCAUUUGUUACAUCUUCAUCUUGACACUCACUGGUCCGUCUUGGAGAUCCUUCACCUGCUCGGCCACAAGAUGCAAGGCCAGGUGGUGUACGCCCACCAGUUUGUGAACCUGACGGGAGAGAACCUGACUGAUGCCAGUCUGUUUGAAGAGCACCUGUGCAGUCUGCUGUGUGACCUUACUGGUUUGGCCAUAGGCAAAUACAGCAAGGUGAGGCCUACAGAGGCUCUCAGCAGCCAUCAUUACCUUUGCUCCUGCACCAAAGAGCUGUGGAUCCUAAUAAUGCACCUCCUAGACUACAGGAAUAAAGUGUUGCACACACAGUCUUUCUGGAGCUAUAUGAACUUGUUGUUGAGGCCUCUGGUUUCAGGGAAGCCUGCAGCAGAGCAGUUCAGCGGCCUCCCUAAACACUGCAAGGACCCUCUGGGAUUCACAUGGUGGCUGGUCACUCAGUUAGCAAUGUUAGGACAGUACAGCCGUAAUGGCACAAUCCAGAAUGAGAAACAUCUGGAGGAUAACUGGACUUUUGUGGAAGAGCUGCUCAAGUUAACUUGUAACCCCAAGGGAGGUGUAGCAGAGGAGCAGGUCAGGACGCACGUGCACUGCUGUCUCAGUCUGUGUCUGCUGUGGGAGCCCAGCACCACCGCCGUCUCCAUCCUCUGGGACUACUACAGCAGGAAUCUGAGCGCCUCAUUCACAGUGCCCUGGCUCGGGGUGUCUGGCCUGGGCACUUUGUGCAAGACGCCCCUGGCUCUGUUGGAGCAGGCCCGCAGCUGCUGCUCCCCCUCUCCCCUCUACUCUCCCGGACACACCCAGCUCUACCGCUCAGCCAACUCCUUCCACAUCUUCCUGCGAGUGCUGGCCCUGUGCCUCGGCCAGGACAAGGCUGGUGGAGUCCCACAGAGACAGAUCAAAGGAAGGAUUUACUCAAAGUUCUCCACGAAGAAGAUGCAGGAAAUGUCAGAGGCAGGCCUCAUGAACUUCCUGCUGCUGUUUCUGGUGGUGGCAAGGCAGAUGGAGCUGGAGGAUGUGGCCAGCAGAGCCUGUGAGCUGCUGGGCUUCUUGCCCUCUAACUGCCCCCCUGGACACCGCACCCUGAUCUGGAGGGGACAACUCUCAAUGCUGUUGUUAUUCCAGGAGAGGGGUCUGGAUGUUGGUGCCCAGGCUACCUGGCUGGCCUCCUCCUUUAAUGAGACAGCCAAGGAGUUCUACAAUAAGACCACGGAGGUCUCUCGCAGACUUGCCCUCUGGGGACCCCUUGGCUCAUACCUGGAGGGUGUGGCUGAGGUGUUCGAGAUGAGCACCAGUCUCACCCUAUCAGAGGAAAAGCUGCUCAACGAAGGGUUUGAUUGGUUGAUGCCUGCUUGCCGCCAAUCAGAACUGAAUUCCACCCUGGGCUUCCUGCAGAUCGUCCUCAGCCAGCUCAGACGGGUCCAUCAGCGCGGUGUCCAGUCAGCACCCUCCUCGGCCUGGGCGCCUGCCCCCAGUAUGGUGAAAGAGCGCCACCUAGCGGUCGCGGCAGCACUCUGGGCACACUUCUUCCCCUUUCUCCGCAGCCUACGCCUCUCUCAGACCCCUCCAGCACAGCUGGCAGAUGCUGCUGCAGGCUUCACCCUGCUGGCCUUUGAUCUGCCCAGCUCUGCCCCCCAGGACCUUCAGCCAAGCCCAGUCCAGUCCAUCCUGCAGUGCUUCGGCUGGGACGACAUGGUUCACCCACUUCUGGUGACUCGCUACCUUCCCCAUCUGCUCCAGAACAGUGAGCUGGUGUCCUCACUAAGCAACGAUUCCAGCGGCGGCGUGUCGGGUUCGGCACAGAGUCUGUCAGUGAGGGCCUGGUUCAGGUGUGUUCUACAGCAGCACCUUCACAAGAACCCUGAUGGAUCUGAUAGCAGAACAGGCCGGGCCGCGGAGGAGCAGUUGUGCGAACUGACUCGGUUGGUGCUGAGGCUGCCUGAGGUGGACAGUCUUCUGCAGAGAGCUGGCCUCCAGCCCACAGCUGCCAGGACGGAUCCCAUGUCAGCCCUGGAGAUGUUUGUCAAGGCUGUCGGCAGUGUGUACAGUGGACUGCAGGUUUUGUCUGAGCGUUCAGCCAUGGUGACCAAAGCUCUGGACUAUAUUGGUGACAUCCUGAAACACAUUAAACCCUCUUUAGUCAGCAAGAACCAAGAGGGAAUGCAGCUGGCGUAUCGAGCUAUUGGCUGCAUAGUGAAGCACUGGAGCCCCCUGCUGGCCACUUCUAAAGCCCAGCAGCUGCUGUUCCGCAUUGUGGACGGGCUGCUGCUUCCACACAACUACACACAACAGGACAAAGCUCUCAGAGACAGCCUGCCACUCUAUCUACAGGGUCUGUCGGUGGCUUCCAGUGUGUCUCAGUCUCAGGGUGUUUACCUGAAGCAGCAGCUCCGCUCUGUUACCCGCAGAUAUCUGGACCAUUUCCUUCCUGCCUCACCUUCCAUGGGCAUCAUUGCCAACCACCCAGUGCUACUGGCUGCCUGUGAGGCGAACCCCACCACCCGGGGUGCAACACUGAGAAGAACCAUCCUGGAGGUGCUCUGUGAGAGCUUCCUGCAGUUCAAAGGUUACUCCCCUCCUCCUCGCCUUGCGUCAGUCCUCAUGUUCCUGUUAGAGCUCCUGAGGCGUAGCGGCGACUCAGACCCCACCCUGCUCACUCUGCCACUACCCGCUCUGCUGCGCUGUGUGAUGCUGGUCAAUGAGCCGCAGGUGAGGAAGACAAGCACAGAUGCCUUACAGCUUGUGGUGGAGCGUUGUGCUGCUGCAUCGACAGAGGGACCGUGCAACCAGAUGAUCACUGUCUUACAGUCAUUCGUGGAGGAGAAUGAGGGAGUCUACGACAGGCAGGUUUUCAGCGUCCUGGAGACAGUGGCCGUUUUAGAUCCCUCUGUGGUCCAAGCUCUCAUUCCCAACCUGUCUCUCAGCCUGAGAAACACUGAACACAAGAGAGGACUGGGAAAGAACACCGCCUUAAGGAGUGCAUAUAAGAAGUUGCUGUGCCUCCUUGGGGAGAGUGGGCAGGCAGAAAUAACCAGUCUGGAAGCAGACUAAUAACUUUUCUUUUUUAAAAAGGACCUGACACCAGUUCCAACAACCUCUCAUACCAACCUUCUUUUUUUUUUUUUUUUGGCCAAAUUUCCCAAUUUGGUGUGGUGCUGCUUUCAAGGUUAUCUUACAAAAUAUGAAACUUUAAUGCAUUUCAUUAACAUUGAUAAUGCUAAAACCUCAACGCCAUGCUGAACUUUGAAAGUUCUUAAUGAAUAAACCCUAUCAUGGACUA